Molecule: messenger RNA, 990 nt
Organism: Westerdykella ornata
Lineage: Eukaryota; Fungi; Ascomycota; Dothideomycetes; Pleosporales; Sporormiaceae
Exons: 1
Coding region: 230-805 (191 amino acids)
Source: RefSeq, a predicted model, not a curated record
AAGCUGGAAGGUGUAAUGGUGGAUGAUGAGGAUGGAGGAGGAAGAGUCGCAGACGUAUGCUCGGCUUGUCGGCGAGGGCUUUGUUUACUUUAACUGUACAUAAUUGAUGCAUUCAUUGUUCUCGACUCGUCGGAUUCCCUCUGUGGAAUUCCCUCUGAUGGCCCUUUCUCUGGUAUUCCUCGGCUCUUCAAUAUCCAUGAUCGUGUUUUUUACCUCGUCCGAGUAAGGUAUGAUGGAAAUGGAGCGCGUCUAUCCUGUCUUGCUUUAUCCUGUAUCGACCGAACCCUCCACCUUGACUUCGAAUCGAGGUGCCCGUGAUCGCCACAUUCACAUUCAUAUCCAGCACCACACAGCACAGCCACGACGUAGACCACAGUAUUCCACGCACCUGUCCACCCUCAACCCUCACCCUCAACCCUCAGCACCCGACCCUCAAAACCCUUGCAAAACCCACACCUAUCCUACCCUACCCUCCUCUACCCUAGUCAUACGGAGUACCCAUCGCAUACACAGUACACCAGUGAUCGACGUCCCCCCGUCCCUUCUACCCCCUGGACACACUCACACAGCCACACCACGCGCAAGUCUACAAGUGCAUGCAUCACUCCUCCGCCUCCGCCUCUGUUUCAUCCUCAUCCUCCCCCUCCGUCUCAGAUUACCUCCUCCUCACCACCCUCCCCUUCCUCCUCGCCGCCGCAAUCUCCGCCUGUUUCGCCUACUCGCGUACUCGAGCGUGGGAGACGCGUCAGCAGCGACGGCGGCGGGGGCGUCUUGCUUCGUCUUCCUCCGCCUCAGAAAAAUUUAAUAGCGAAGAUGCUGGAGAAGAAGAAGAAAAAGAAGAAGAAGAAGAAGAGGAGGAAGAGGAGAAAGAGGAGGAGGAGGAUAAGGAGGAGGAAGGAAAGCAAGAUGAUGGGUCAGUGAGCUUUUGGCGGAAGUUUAGCGGGGAGAUGUGGGUGCUGUGGUUUGGGGGUGGGAAGGAGGUUGCGAGGG